This is a messenger RNA of Aspergillus versicolor CBS 583.65, 2205 nucleotides long. Its product is annotated as anoctamin family protein. The transcript has 4 exons. Gene Ontology annotation, cellular component: cortical endoplasmic reticulum. Gene Ontology annotation, molecular function: chloride channel activity. NCBI's taxonomy places the organism in Eukaryota, Fungi, Ascomycota, Eurotiomycetes, Eurotiales, Aspergillaceae. The coding region runs from base 1 to 2205 and encodes 734 amino acids. Gene Ontology annotation, biological process: chloride transmembrane transport. The record is from RefSeq and is a predicted model, not a curated record.
AUGAGCCUCAAGCCCGAUUACAGGCCUGCAGAACAGGCCCCCCAGCUAGACAACUUCGGCGUCGACUGGGUUGUGCACUAUCAAUUCGACGACAUCGAUUCGUCCAAAGCGAUCGAGGAGUUCGAGUCGCUCAUCCACGACCUCCACGAAGCACAUCUCGAAACACAGGUGCGGCAUGGCCAUGGGGCCUCGCUUCUCGUCUUCAUUCGAGUCCCGCGGCUGCAUCUGGGUAAUCUCGUGUAUCAGUCUCGGGUGAAGGACUGGCUGUAUGGCAUCAUCCACGAAAUCCCCGCCGGCGACGACGACACGAUAGCAGACGCCGAAACACCCGCCGAGGCCCUCCGAUCGGUAUACCAUGCAGUGACCUGGAAGAAGGAGCUGGGCGGUGCUCAUAUCACGCCGAGGCAUCGCAAGUGGAAGAACAUUGCGUCGGCGUUUCCCCUGCACGACCAGGAGGCCAAUGCUGAGCUGCUGCGGAAAUGGAGCAGGACAAUACUCUUGACUGCGGAGGAUCUCGAUGCCAUUCGGGCUCUGUUUGGCGAGAAGGUAGUUUCGUUCUACUUCGCCUUCAUCCAGUCAUACUCGUCUUUCUUGGUAUUCCCUGCCGUCUGGGGAACAUUGACCUGGUGGUAUCUAGGGCCCUAUUCCAUUACUUUCGCCAUCGGGAACUGUCUCUGGGCCAUGGUCUUUGUCGAGUACUGGAAGAUCCGCGAGAAGGACCUGAGUCUGCGGUGGGAGGUCAAGGGCGUCGGAGCCCUAAAGGUGACUCGCACGCAGUAUAUCUGGGAAAAAGAAGUCAAGGAUCCCAUCACCGGGCAGACCGUGCAAGUCUUCUCGCCAUACCGACAGUUCCUGCGGCAGCUGCUGCUGGUGCCCUUUGCGUCGGUUGCUGCUGCUGCUCUGGGGGGGCUGAUCGUGAUCACCUUUGCGAUGGAAGUGUUCAUCUCAGAAGUCUACACGGGCUCCUUUCAGGGCUAUCUCGAGUUCCUGCCGACGGUCAUCUUCUCGCUGUUUCUGCCCUCCAUCUCAGGCCUGUUGAGCUCGAUCGCGACCAGACUGACCAAGUACGAGAACUACCGCACGCAGGACCAGUAUGACCUCGCGCAGACAGCGAAGCAGUUCGUCAUGCACUUCAUCACGGCCUUCCUCCCCACCGUGCUUACAGCCUUCGUGUACGUCCCGUUCGGCGCCACCAUCGUGCCCUAUCUCGACGUCGCCCAUCUGCGUGGAGAACCCGCAGAGAACCCGCUCGACUUCAAAGUCGACCCCAGCCGUCUACAGCAGGAAGUCAUCUACCUAACACUAACCGGCCAGGUACUCGACUUCCUCGGCGAGAUCGUAUACCCCUACGUCAAGAGCAUCGUCUGGCAGAAAUGGCGCGACUACCAGGCCAAAAAGGACGCCCUCCAGCACCGCAAACGCGCCUCCAUCGCCACAAACACCCUCCUCUUCGACGACCCCGACGAGAGCGCCUUCCUGACACGCGUGCGCCGAGAAGCAGACGCAGACGAGUACAACGUCCACGAAGACACACUCGAGAUGUGCGUGCAGUUCGGCUACCUCACGCUCUUCGGCGCAUCCUGGCCGCUCGUCGCCCUCGGCUUCCUACUCAACAACUGGCUCGAGCUGCGCGGCGACUUCUUCAAACUCAGUCUCGAGUGCCAGCGCCCGCCGCCCAUCCGGUCGGACUCGAUCGGGCCCAGCCUGCAGGGUCUGGAAGUGCUGACAUGGCUGGGCACGCUGUCGACGGCGGCAAUCGUGUACCUGUACCGCGACGGGCUGGCUGAGAUCCGCGCGUCGUCGUUCCUGCUGACCAUCCUGGUUGCGGAGUGGGCGUAUCUCGCCAUGCGAUUUGCGGUGAGCACGGGGCUCGCUAAGAUACUGGGGAGUGUGUUGCGACGAGAGGGGGCGAAGCGAUAUGCAAUGCGCAAGGGGUAUAUGGAAGUGGCUCAGGGUGGAAGCAGCAGCAACAGCAAAAGCGGCAGCCCCAAGGGUAGUGGAAAGCUGCGAGUGCGCUUCCGCGACCGGGUUAGUGUCUACACGAGUGCGACCGAUCCUCCGUCCCCGCAGUCUGACACGGUGCUGCGUGAGGCUACAUUGGAUUCGGAGCGGCGGUUCUGGGAGGGGAGUGCGGUGGAGGAUGGGGUGCGCAUCAUCAGGGCCCUGGGCAAGUCGGACGAAUCCAAGGGCGAGAAAGAAAUGUAG